Molecule: messenger RNA, 2581 nt
Organism: Parasteatoda tepidariorum (common house spider)
Lineage: Eukaryota; Metazoa; Arthropoda; Arachnida; Araneae; Theridiidae
Product: intraflagellar transport protein 81 homolog
Biological process (GO): intraciliary transport; cilium assembly
Cellular component (GO): intraciliary transport particle B; ciliary basal body
Molecular function (GO): tubulin binding
Source: RefSeq, a predicted model, not a curated record
GACGAGUUCGUGUAGGUGAGCCAAAGUGGACGUCUGGAGGCUCAGACUUCAUUUUACAAAAGAUAUUUGACGAAAAAAAGGAAUUUCGUAUCGCACGCAAGUUUUACUCAUAUUAUUCCUUACCUUAUCAGCAAAAAAUGAAACAAUCGAUAAACAUGAGUGAACAGAUAAAGUAUAUUAUUCAAGAACUCAACAAAGAACCCUUCAAUAAGAAGUAUAAUUUGAUUAGCUUCGAUUCGCUGAGAUCGGAAAAUUUGCUGCAAAUUCUUAAUGAUGUUUUUUCUGAAGUUGAUGCAAAAUUGAAAGCUGAUGUUAGAGCAGAGGAUCCAGAACAAAUGGUUCUUAAGAACUUGAAUUUCCUGAGAGUUUUGAAAUACAAACCUCCUGAUACUGUUGACAUGAGUGAUUUUAGACAAGGAUUAGUGACUGGAGAAAAGUCAGUUAUUUAUCACAUAUUGGAUUGGUUAUUUCAUAGAAUGCCCGAAUUAAAAAAACGUGCCUACUUAGCUCAGUACCUCAUGAAAGUUGAAUUACCACCUGACAUAGAAGGUGAUGCAGACAUCAGAGACAUAUAUGAUCAAUAUGAAAAUGUUAUUGAAGAAUUCAAGGAAAUACAUAAGCAAUAUGAAAAUCUCAAAUCCAGUGGCUUCUCAACACAAGAAAUUCGUAAAGACUUGGAGCAUAUGGAAGAAGAAAGAGAUCAACUAAUCAAGAAAAUUGAAAGGUUAAAGAUGAAGGUUGAAAGUCAUCCUAAUGUUGAUGCAAUGCUGGCAGUGGCAAAGCGACUGCGUGAAGAGAGAGAUUUGUCAGACAACUUGAAUAGGCAAAAAAUGGAACAAAGAAAUGCUCUUACACAUGCUGAACAAAAAAUUCAACGUUUAAAUCAACAGCUAAAGGAAUUGAAGUUAUCUAGUCUUGGAGCUACUCCAGAAACUCUAGUGCAAAAACUGGAGGAAAGUAUCAAAGUAAAUUCCUAUUUAGUGAAAGAUAAAUUACCUAAAGAAGUAUCUGCGCAGAAGAAAUUUAUCUUGGAUCUGCAAAGAAUAGUAUCACAACCUGCAUUGAGCCGCUCAGAUCUUGAUCAAAUAAAUAAUAAAAUUCAAGAGGUAAACGGUGAGAUUCAUGACUUCAUAGAAACCCGCAUGCGGAAUAAUAAUCCAAUAGAUGAUAAACUAUCUCUUUUUAGGCAGCAAGUAUCAAUACUUGCACACAAAAAAGAAAGAGCUGCAGAAGAACUUAAUGCAGCUCGAAUUCAGAUGGCUGAGAUACAGUCACAGUUAGACAAUAAAAGAGCUGAUACCAAAGCUAAUGAAGGUGAAUUUUUGAAGGGUGAUGAGUUCAAGAGGUACGUAAAUAAAUUGAGGGGAAAGAGCAAUAUUUAUAAGAAAAAACGUCAAGAAAUGGCCGAACUGAAAACAGAGUGUGGCAUACUUUCAAGAACUGUUGAUAUACUUCAGCAAAAGGAAGCUGCAUUGACCAAAACUUUGGCGCAACUUGAAAUGCAGAAAGGUGUUAGUGGAUUUCAUGCUGCACAAGAUGAGUUAGAAAAAGUAUCAUCCAUUAAAGCAGAACUUGAUGAGAAAAAAGGACAGACUUUAGAAGAAAUGUCUAUUAUGGUCCAAAAAUUGAAUCUUAAAAUCGCAGAAAAAAAGGCUCGUCUUGCACCUGUCAUAAAAGAACUUCGUCCUCUUCGACAACAAUGCCAAGAUAUGUCAUUUGAGUAUGAGCAGAAGAAGCAAACAUAUGAUUCUUGUGCUUUAGGAUUAGAAAGCAGUAUAUCGAAACUUGAACAGGAAGUUAACAGUUAUAAAGAGGAAAUAGCAGAAGCUGAACAUCUUUAUCACACACUGAAUGUCAAAAUUAAGAUGCUUGAAUUGCAAAAUGAAAGAGUUGCUGAAGAAAUAAAGUCUUAUGUUUCAAGUGAUGCAGCUGAUAAAAAGAAAUCUAUAAGGGAACAAUACAAUCGACAUAUACAAGAACAAGAAAACAAAACUAAAAUUUUGAAAGAGCAACAGAAAGAAGUGAAAGAAAAUCAGACCCAUAAUGAAAAACAAAUGCAAAUGUGGAGUAAUUUACAGAAACUGUUAGAAUGCAAGAAAAAGUGCAGGGAGUUAGAAAACAGACAGAGCCAGGUCAUAACUUCAGGAACUACAGACAGAUUAGUUCUGUAAUGUUUAUUACACUCAAAUAAAGGUUUUUCAAGAACACACAAAGAAAAAAUAUAUAGGAAUAUGCUAUUUUUGAAAUUCGGUUGACAAAAAAGAAUUUUUAUCAUGCAUAUGAAAAGAUAUGUAAAUAUUCUAGUUGAAAAUUAUAUAUACUUGAAACACAUGCUAUUUUAAAAUAAACUGCAAUAAUUCAGUUAGUUGCAUUCUUUUUUUUAAAUUAUCUCUCUUUUGCAGUUAAUAUACAUAUUCAUGUAACCAAGUUAACAAAAAAAUUUUAAAAGUUUGAAAAAACACAAAAUGUAGCUUGAGAUUAACUCAUCAAAAAUAUUUUUUGAUAUUUUGAUUAACUUAUUUACACUAUUUAGUGUCGUGGGAAUCAAUGAAACAAUAAAUUAAUUGUGUUCAUUUUACUA